Molecule: messenger RNA, 1915 nt
Organism: Plodia interpunctella (Indianmeal moth)
Lineage: Eukaryota; Metazoa; Arthropoda; Insecta; Lepidoptera; Pyralidae
Exons: 1
Coding region: 39-1556 (505 amino acids)
Source: RefSeq, a predicted model, not a curated record
CUUUGUGAUUUCGAACAUUCAACAAUCACAAUUCCAAGAUGUUCGUUCUACUUGUAUUUCUUGCGUUAGGAUCAGUUAGCACCCACGAUAUUAUAGUGGGCUCAAGUACUGGUGACAAAAAAGUAUUUGACGAACAUUUCCAAGCUAGUCCUGCAGUGUGGAGGCAAACACAAAAUGUUACGAUCAAUACAACAGACGACGAAGUUAUCAGCCGCAUAGUUGUAACAGAUUUGAGGGAAGAAAAAGAUGGAGAUGCGAAAAUCGUUGACGGCGGACAGGGACAGAAGAAAGUGACUAUAGAACUAAAAAGUCCUACAGUUCUCAGAGGAUACGAUUUCAAUGUGGAAGUAUACGCUGAACCGAAUAAAGAAUUUCAAGCUAAUCCCCUGACUAAAAAUAUACCACCUCAUCUAAGUGAAUUUAAAACAAACGCUGGUAAUUUGAAUACGCAUAAUCCAGGAAGCAAGGUCACACUAACCAAUUUCGAUGUAACAACUAAAUCGCCUGAAAUACCCAAGAUUCAAACUUCAUCACAAACACCGAAAAAUGCUAGAGAAACUCGUGAUGUAGAAAUUAAGAAGCCCGAAGAAAACAAACCAAAAAUUGCACCUUCAAUAUUUGGACAUCAGAAUAAGGUUUCCACAACCGUAAAACCUACAGAUAGUAACGCGCCGGCUACUGCCAACAGCAGACUAUUUGGCGAAGAAGAUGAAGACGAGGAAAAGUCUACUGAGACUGUUUUAGGAAAAGACAAUAAAAAUAAAGACGAAGCAAGACACAUUGGGGGCACACAUGAAGAUACAAACAAGAAUGCACCAAAAUCUGGAAGCAUCGACACUAAAACAGCUACAACUAGCACCACAUUUAAGACCCCAAGUUACAACAACGUGAACAGAAUUAAUCUUUCAACUGGCCAUCCUGUAUCGGUAGCAGAUGAUAGAGAGACAAGGGCCACACAUAAGGAAUACGAAAAUGCAAGUCCUACUUUGGUACCAAGUCAGAAAAACCCUUCAGUCUACACUCCAAACUUGGGUUAUGUUCCAUCGAUCAUCAAAGAUGCUCAAAUUAAUAAUAAUAAACCUAUAAAGGAUGAAAAAAGAGACGCACGUGACACACACGAUGAAGCUAAAACUACUCCAAAAGUAUUGGCUGAUGGUUUAACAAACAUUGAAACGAAUCAAAAUACAGAAAAUGGUACUAAAGAUGAAGAGAGGAAUACUCGCAGUGCUCAAACUGUUCCUAAAAUUACUCCCAUUAACAUAGAUGUAGAAGAAGUAACCUCUACUACUGCCCAAACAUUCAUAAACAAAGAUAAGGAAUUAAAAAAUGGCAACACUGAUAAACAAACUUUAAAUCCACCAGUUUUGACUAGAACUCAAAAUUAUCCUCUGCCAUACCCUUAUGAAACUACCCCUAAGAUAGCAACUACAACUAAAUCUCCCCAAAAAAGAGAUACACCGUUAGAUUCGGUAGAUAAGAAAAGUGUAAACCCUAAAUUAUUUGCCGGUCAAAAUGCAACAUCUCAUCACAACUCACCAAUAGUGUCUUUACAGUAAGUUAUUUUGUUCUAUUGUUUUGUAUAAUUUGUAAUGUAUGUGGAAUUUUGUUAGGAUUGAGUACAAAAUUCUAAAAUGUUUUUUUUUAAUAUUUUUAUUUAAUAAUUAUUUUAAACAAAUGUGAUUAAGGCCGAUGAUAGUAAUUAAAUCUAAUUAUGUCACGACCCUUAUAGUGAUGAAAUGUGUUAUCAAUUUAAAACCAUUAUUUUGUUAUAUUGCCUAAUAAAAGCCAUCAUGAUAUAAAAAGCAUUUUAUUAAUUACAAAGUGUAAAUCACUGUAACAAACUGGAAUAGGUUCAUUUGUAAAAAAUAUUGCCACUUACAUAUUUAAAUAACAAAUUAAAUUACAAUAACAUUUA